Molecule: messenger RNA, 517 nt
Organism: Linderina pennispora
Lineage: Eukaryota; Fungi; Kickxellomycota; Kickxellomycetes; Kickxellales; Kickxellaceae
Exons: 1
Coding region: 172-438 (88 amino acids)
Source: RefSeq, a predicted model, not a curated record
GCUCUUCUAUUUCCCUCUUGUUACAUUACUCAGUUGAUACUUUCCUCUAAUCACUAAUACAUCAUGCCCUACCCUACCUACGAACUGCGUUUGCUGCGGCGAGAAGUUUGAGUCAAGCAAGGAGCUCACAGCCCAUUACUAUGACGAGUGUGAGGCAAUGCCCAUUCCAUAAUGAGGUCAGAAGGGUCGCUGUCCCGAACUGAUUUGCUGCUGUGGACGAUCAUCUGCCAGAUGGCAAAGUCAAUCGCUCUUUUUCUCAUCCCCCUCACUCCCCCGGCCCGUUCACACAGCCAGUGUUCUAUUUCGUCUCCACACGCCUAUUUAGAGCGUGCGAUCCUGACAAUCGCGCAGCACGAAAGCGGGGGAUUCUCAUUUUCACUUUUCUUUUCGCAUCCGACUUUGCCGGUUCCCAGGAGCAAAAAUUCUAACGACGGUUAAUGCAUCUCUGUGAGAGCAGGUGACAGGCAUGCCAAUAAGCACGCCAACCAAGUUGUGCAGCACAAUACCUGCUGGACUC